Fonsecaea multimorphosa CBS 102226 is the source of this 933-nucleotide messenger RNA. RefSeq lists its product as uncharacterized. NCBI's taxonomy places the organism in Eukaryota, Fungi, Ascomycota, Eurotiomycetes, Chaetothyriales, Herpotrichiellaceae. Gene Ontology annotation, molecular function: oxidoreductase activity. The transcript is spliced from 3 exons. The record is from RefSeq and is a predicted model, not a curated record. The coding region runs from base 1 to 933 and encodes 310 amino acids.
AUGGUUAGCAAGAGUAGCGGCGCAGUAUCCUCUGAAGCAGAGAUGCAGAACUUCAGUCUCACCUCGACAUACAAGCUAAAGACAGGCUAUGAAAUCCCAGUCUUGGGAUUUGGAACCGCCGGCGAUGUGUCCGAAAACUACCAGAUGGACCCCACGGAAGGCCAAGUCGCCGUUCUCGAAGCCCUCAAAGGGGGCUACAGACACAUCGACUCUGCCCAGAUGUACGGAAGCGAGAAGUGCGCUGGUACGGCCAUCCGCCAAAGCUCCAUCGGCCGCGAGCACCUUUUUUUUACGUCCAAGGUUCAGUCUGGUGGUGGAUAUGAUGCCACAAAGGCCGCUAUAGACUCAGGCCUCAAGGAAUCAAACCUUGGAUAUUUCGACCUAUAUAUAAUUCAUGCUCCGUACGGCGGGCCUGAGACGAGAAAAGGUGCGUGGCGAGCCAUGGUCGAAGCUAAACGCGACGGAAAGAUCCGAUCUUUGGGCGUAUCUAACUACGGCCUCCACCACUUGCAAGAACUUGAAGAUUAUAUCAGCGAGCUCGAAAAGCAGCUUGGUCAGGGCAACGGCGGAGAAAUCAGCGUCGGCCAGUGGGAGCUUCACCCAUGGCUGGAUCGAAAAGAAAUCGUGAAUUGGUGUCGCACACGCAACAUCAUAGUGGAAGCGUACUGUCCGCUGAUUCGAGGACGAAGAUUUGAUGAGCCAGCCCUCAAGCCGCUGGUCGAGAAGUUUGGCAAGACAGCCGCACAAAUACUACUCCGCUGGAGCUUGCAAAAGGGCUUUGUUCCGCUGCCUAAAAGUGUGACACCGUCGAGGAUCGCUUCCAAUGCCGAUAUUUUUGACUUCUUUCUGACGGAAGAGGAAAUGGCCAGUCUCGAGACCGGCGACUAUGCGCCUUGCACUUGGGAUCCUACGGUGAGCACCCUGAGCGAAUGA